Molecule: messenger RNA, 771 nt
Organism: Caenorhabditis remanei
Lineage: Eukaryota; Metazoa; Nematoda; Chromadorea; Rhabditida; Rhabditidae
Exons: 4
Coding region: 1-771 (256 amino acids)
Source: RefSeq, a predicted model, not a curated record
AUGACUAUUGCCAUCUCACUAAACCAGUCUAAAGAGCUCUCCCCACAAGAAUCUAAAGAAGAGAAUUUACGAAGAUAUUAUUCGUUUACCUACUUCCACAGUGAACUAUCUUGGAAAAUUAAAGUUGGUUUGAAAGUAUCGGAAAAAGAAUUGGAUAUGCUGAAGAAGAAACUCACUGCUGAAUGGAAAAAGAAGCAAUAUGACGUUUGUGAAAAACCAGUGGAACUUUUUUCAUUUAAAUUGGUACUAACAUUUAUAAUAAUGGUAUUAUGUGCUUUCGUAUCGAAAGAUAUUCUGGACAUGGCAAGACUGGACUUCUGGACUCGUUGUAUUUUCGGAAUUGAGUCUGUUUUGUUUCUAGUCAUUGUUCGACACUAUGAUGUCAACGCAGACAAAUCAAGUAGAUCUGAAUGUGAAUCUGAAAAGAAAAUGUUAGAAGAAGAUAUUGAGAACGGAUGCAACACUCGGUUUUAUUUUGAUUCACAUAACAAGUCCGACAAAGAGCAACUGAUGAUACUCAAGAAUUUGUAUUCCCAAGAAGUUGAGCCUUUAAAUGAGAAGAUUCGAUUAUUGCGCAAUCAAACAUCCGUCUGGACAAUGUUCUUAGCAUCUGUGGUCAUUUUACAUUAUUGGUAUUGUGCUGCUAAACUCGUGAUAAAAGCAAUGACAACCGGCAGUAACGAAGGCAUUGAGCUUGCGAAAAGGAGUGUCGUCCAAGCCAUUACUGGCACUCUCCACAUGUUGGUCAUUGCCUGGAUAUCAAGACAGUAG